AAACACUACCACUGGUUUUAACCACACAGCUUUUUUUUUUUGUAUAUAUAUAAUUCAUUAUUUUUUAAAUAAUAAUUAUUAAUAAUAAUAAUACAAAAAAAAUAAAGAUAGAGAUAAAUAUAAAUAUAAAUAUAUAUAUAUUUACAUAAUAUUUUUUUAAUUUAAGAAUUUCAAAUUAUUUUUAACAAUAAUAAAUUCAUAAUAUAUAAAAUAACAAUAAUAUAACAAAGUAAAUUUAUUAUUAAAAAUAAAAAUAAUUAUAGAAUCAAAGUAUACCAUACACACAUAUAUAUAUAUAUAUAAAAAGUAAAAAAUGGGUAGACUUAAUAAACAUGAAUAUUCACCGUUGGUCGAAUCUGACAUUACAGUUAUGAAACCACCACCAGAUAGAUUUGGUUUAGCAUGGUUUUGUUUUUUAGUUUUAGGUAUUGGUUUAUUAUUACCAUUUAAUUGUUUUAUUACAUCAUCAGCAUAUUAUAAUUCAAUUUAUCCAAAUAAAUCAUAUACAUUUUUAAUGUCAUUGGCAUACAACUAUUUCCAAUGGAUUUUAUUAUUUGUAUCAUCAAAGAUUAUGCCAAAAUUUUCAUUCAAGUCACGUAUGUUUGUUUUCUUUUUAAUUUUAGCAGCCAUUUUGUUUUGGAUGCCAUUCAACGAUACAGUUUUACAUAAAAACGAAACCACAAGUAUGAUUAUCAGUUUACUUUGUACCCUUUUAGCUGGUUGUUCAGUAUCAUUAUUGUUUGGUACCGUUAUGGGUUUGGUAGCCUUAUUCCCAGGUGAUUAUACAGGUGCAGUUAUGAGUGGUAAUGGUGUAGCAGGUAUUAUUGCUUCAGUUUUCAGUAUCAUCACUACAGCUUCAGUAUCAAACACUCCAGAGGGCUUCAAAAAGAGCAGUUAUAUUUUCUUUUUCUUAGCUGCAGGUGUUAUGAUUUUAUGUUUACUUUGUUUUGUACUUUUGCUUCAAUUACCAUUCACCAAAUACUUUUUAACAGCUUAUGAAGCAUCAAAGACCAAAGAAGGUUCAAUUAAUGAUGUAGGUGAAGUCAAAAAACCAGAGGUUUCAAUUUUCAAGAUUUUAAGAAAGGUAUGGAGAGAGGCUUUAGUUGUAUUCUUGGUUUUCUUUACCACUCUUUCAGUUUUCCCAGGUAUUACAGGUCUUAUUCAAACUAGCGAGUCAAAGAAACUUGGCCAAACUUGGUUCCAAAUUUAUUUUGUAUUAACUUUUAUGAUUGGUGAUUUCAUUGGUAGAACAUUACCAAAAUGGCUCAUCAUCUUCAAACCAAAUACUCUUUGGAUUCCAACCGUUCUUCGUUUAGCAUUCUUCCCAUUAUUUUCACUUUGCGUUAAACCAGUAGUUUUCGAUAACUUUGCUUGGCAAUUCAUCUUUAUGUUUAUUUUCGCUCUUUCAAAUGGUUAUUGUGGUACUUUAGCUAUGAUCUUUGGUCCAACUAAAGCUGAGGAUCACGAAAAAGAAUAUGCCGGUAUUAUUAUGACAUUCAUGCUCAACUUUGGUAUUUGGGUUAGUACUCACUUUUCAUUCUUAGUUCUUUAUUUGGUUACUGGCUCUACAGGUAUCAGUUUUUAAAUAUUAAAAAGUUCAUAUUAUAAAAAAUAUGAUUUUUUAUUUAAUUAUAUUUAUAUUUAUAUAAAAACAUUUUAUUAUAUUUAUUAUAUUUAUUAUAUUUUAAGUAUAAUAAAUAAUUACACUAUCCAGAGAAGGUCAUACCCUCCCAAUACAUAAUUUUUUUUUAGUCAUUAUUAUUACUUUGACCGACCUUUAUUUAAAUCAGGCAUAUUACCUUUUAAUUUUAUAAUAAAAUUUUUAAUAUGUUUUAUAAUAAUUCUCUCAUC
Dictyostelium purpureum is the source of this 1851-nucleotide messenger RNA. RefSeq lists its product as uncharacterized. Gene Ontology annotation, molecular function: nucleoside transmembrane transporter activity. Gene Ontology annotation, cellular component: plasma membrane. Lineage: Eukaryota; Evosea; Eumycetozoa; Dictyosteliales; Dictyosteliaceae. The transcript has 3 exons. The coding region runs from base 314 to 1585 and encodes 423 amino acids. The record is from RefSeq and is a predicted model, not a curated record. Gene Ontology annotation, biological process: nucleoside transmembrane transport.